Messenger RNA from Drosophila miranda, 4878 nucleotides. RefSeq names its product protein folded gastrulation. The record is from RefSeq and is a predicted model, not a curated record. Lineage: Eukaryota; Metazoa; Arthropoda; Insecta; Diptera; Drosophilidae. The transcript has 4 exons. Bases 1258 to 3618 code for a protein of 786 amino acids.
AACAAGAAAAGAGAGAGAGAGAGACAGAGAGACAUGUGCAAUCGGCCAGAACGUGCAUUUUUCAAAUAAAACAUUAAUAUCAUCAUCCAUUCUUCAAUAAUUCAUGAUCUCUUCUGCUGCGGCGGAGAGGAGUUCGAGUUCGUGCGGCGCGCCAAAAACAAAAAACAAAAAGCAAAAACGAUUCCGAGUAAAUUUCUUCGUUUCGAAUAAAACGCUUUUCCGUGUGCAUUUCUCUUUUGUCGUGGAAUUGGAUUGCGUUCGAUACGAAACAGAACUAUUUAUUUGUUGUUCUUGUCCCACUGUGCACUGUGCAACACGAAUUCAAUUUAUUUCGCAUUUUUUUUGUGAGUGUGUGUCUUGUUUCUUUGUGAACGAAUACCGUGUGAAUACCGCGUGAAUACCCCUUCAGCGAGGAGCGAGCGUACUUUUGUGCGGCAGUGUGCGUGCGCCAUGUGAGUGAGUGGAGCGGGAGAGGCACCUGUUACAGUGUUACAGUUACAGUGCGUGUCAUAAUGAUAGCGACAAAGGCCACAAAAGCCGCCGCCGCAUCGGCCAUAAAAUGAAAGCCGAGGCAGCCCCCAGCAGCAGCAGCAGCCCCCCUAGGAGGAGGUCCACCGAAAUAAUUAAACAAAUUUUAGAUCGAUAUUCAAAUACGGACUUCGAGUCCGGACAAAACCAGAUAGUUCCAAUAAAAAACAAAAACAAAAACUACGACAGAGAAGUGUGUGUUUUUUAGAGCGAGAACAAAAAGAACAAAAAGCGAACCGAAAAUCCGAAUCAAAAUCAAAAUUUGUGUUCAAUAUUUAUAUAUAUGCUAAUUUAUUUUUACAAUAAUUUGGUAUUAACCCACAAAAGCCAAACACAACAAUAACAAAAACAAAAACACACCAACGACAAAAGAGUGAAAGAUAAAAACAACAACGAAAGAGCGGAGAGAGAGAGCAAAGGCAGAAGAGCAACGUAAAAGCAAAAGCAAAAGCAAAAGCACGCGGACGGCAGGGAGAUCUUUCUCGUUUCGCGCGCGGGAUAUAAAAACACAGCAAAAUAUCCAGCCACGUGCCCCCCCGCAAAGGACUGGAACGCCAGAGGGAGUGCAUCCUGCGCACCGCUCCCGUAGAUACAUUCGGCGAUAGAGAAAGGUUUUUUUCUCUCUGGAGCUCAUAUAUCAUUUGGCUUUCAUGUGGCCUCCUGAUUUGGGCGAUUGAUAGAAGAAAGCAAUCCAGGAACUGGAGGAUUGGCGAUUGGCUGGGAUUCACGAUGGCAUCGUCGAGAACUGGAACUGGAAGUGGAACUAGAACUAGAACUAGAACUAGUGCUGGUUCCAGCCGCUGGCUAAUGAACUUCCUGCUGGCAGUGGCCGCCCUGAAUCUGCAUCUGGAGGGCGGAGCCCAUGCCCUGCCCAUCACGUCGCGUCCGAUCGAGGGCAAUGCCCAGCGGAUGGCCUGGGACGAGUGGCUGAGCCUGCCGCUGGAGCAGAAGAGCCUCGAGAAGGAGAAGAAGGUGACGGCCAAGUCGAUAUUCACGCUCCCCUUCCGCCACUGUCCGCCGGGGCACACGCUCUACAACGAGCACUGCAUCCCGCAGAUCAACAUCGACCCCGCCGAUCUGCUCAAGCAGGAGCUGAUCUACGCGAAUGCGGGGGCUCCCGGCUCCGGCAGUCCCACGGCCAUCAUCACGGACUACGACUACAGCGAGGACGGCAGCGAGGAGGUGUCCGGCGACGAGCUGCUCUACGACCUGGAGCCGCAGUCGCAGCAAACGAUGGGAGAGGCCGGAGGCGAGGACCAGGCCCUGCCCAGUGCGGACGCUCCGCUCAAGUUUAAUAUAUUCGAAAAGAAGUUUCCCACGGGCCCCGCCCUCGGCGGGGAGUCCUCACCCGAGGAGUCGCCCGAGGAAGAGACAGCCAGGCUGCCACCAAUAGUUGCGGCCACAGCCACCAGCGACACCGCCACCGCCACCACAACGCCGAAGCCCGCAACCACGCCCACAGCUACACCGAAUCCAAAGGCAACUCCCAGCAAUCGCAUUCCUGCUGGAGGAGAUCUCCAGGCCGCCUCCAGCAAUGCACUGUCCACGACGUCGUCCAACAUUGACAUUGGCAACAUUGCGGCCAUUGUGGUGCCCGCGGGGGGUCAGAUGGCGCCCCCAGAUGCCUCCUCGUCGUCGGUUCUUCUGGUGACAAGUUCCCUGACGACUGCCGACUCGAAUGCGGAUGCAAAUGAGAGUGGAAAAACGAAUGCCGGUGCGAAUCCAAGUCGCAAGGGAGUGGGGGACUUUAAGGUGAAUGGCAAUGCGGAGGCGGAGGCGGAUCUGGCUCAGCUGCUCAAGGUCGAUGCCUUUCUGCCGGCCUACGAGGGCAGCAGCAUCGAGCUGUUGCCGCCGCCGCCGCCCUUCAAUCAUCGCCGUGUGGCGCCGCCGUUAAGCGCCGAUCAAGAAGAUCCAGAAGUAGAGCAGGAGACGGAGAUGGAGACGGAGAUGGAGGAGGAAACCACCACAGAUAUUGUGGAUGUAGAGGACGAGGCCACUACCGACACAACGGAGACCACCAGCUCCAGCACCAGCACUAGCACCGUUGUGGAGGCGGAGACGACAAUGGAGGAGUCUUCGUCAUCGUCAUCAUCAUCGUCUCCAUCUCCAGCCCAGCAUCCGCAAACGCAUCAGAAAGAAGAACCAGAGAUAGAUGAAGGUGGAAAUCGCCUGCUUUUGAUAAAAUCGAAAGUGCAACCGGUUCAGGUGACAGCAACAUCAUCCACAACAUCCACACAGUCCACGACAACGACGAUUGAGGCUGAAACCCAAGAGACCGCCGCCGCCGAAGACGACCGGUUUCAUUAUCAGCAGAUCCCCAAAGAUGUGGCUGGCACAACAACCACAGAGAUCCCCGCUGCUGGCAGCAGCAGCAGCAGCAGCAUCAGGAGCCACUUCGUGAGUGGAGAGUACCCUUUGCUGGACGAGGAGGCGGAGGAGGAGAGCGACAAUUUAAUGACAAAUACCAUUGGCGGUGAGAUUAAUGUCGAUGAGGAAUUGCGGAAAAUAAACGAGCUGGUAAAGGGCACGCGGCGAUUGUUGCAGCAGCAGCAAACCUCCAGCAGCAGCAGCAGCAGCAGCACUGAGGCAUCAUCCACGUCUUAUGCCACAGAAAGUUCUACAAAUUGGUCAAAGCUCAUGCCACAAGCAACAGCCACAACAACAACAGAGACAACUGCAAAAACAGCCGCAACAGAGAGCACUACUAGCACCACAGCAGCAGCAACACCAGCAGCAACAGCAACAGCAACAGCAACAUCUACAACGGCAGCAACAUCACAUUUAAGUAUUAAUACAAAUCGUAGCAAUAGAAAUAGUAAAAUAAUUAGAGUAGCGCAGGCGGAAGAUGAAACAACGACAGUGGCAACAUCCACAGCAGCAGCAGCAGCAACAACACCCAACACCAGCAGCAGCAGCAGCAGCAAGGAUGACGAUGAGUAUACACCAUUCUGGUGGCUGCCGAAUAUUGGCUGGCGGCUCGAUCGUCAGGUCGACAGGAAUGGCGAGGAUCGGGCGCUGUUGUUGCGUUUCUUUAGCACAUUUCGAGCGAGCGAUGGGGCCAUGGCCUCCACGCUGCCACCGCGACGCUAACAGCAGCCACAUCAGCGGCCGAGAGAGAGAGAGAGUGCUCCCUGUGGCUCUGGAAACGAAGAACAGAGUCGCCUGGAGCAUCCAUGUGGAUCAGUGUUGAUCAGCGCCGAGCAGUGUUGAGCAGCGUAGGGUGUAGUGUCGUGUGUCAGCAACAGCGUUUUCAAUUUGUGUUGAAGUCUGUCCCCAGUUGUUCGUUCACCUUUGCACCAAAAACCAAUCUAUAUAUCUUCAGAUGGGGAUCCCCUUUGGAUCCCCUUUGUAGCCCUUUUACGUUUUAGUCUUUUAUUAAUGCCAAAACUCCCCGAGUCCCCGAAUCCCCCGAAUUUGUAAAUAGCAACAACUACUUUUGUUUCAUUACCAUGAUCCCCCGUUUCGAUUGGCGUUAUUUUCUUGAAAGAUUUUCCCUCUUCUUGUGUUACAAUAUUUAAAAGUGCUGCAUGUUUUAAGUUGUUGAUUUAAUUUUAGUCAGAGCUGUUUUUUUUUUUUUAUUUAAAUAGUUUUAUGUGGCACUGCCGCCGCCGCCGCCGCCGCUGCUGCUGUCGUUGCUGCCGCCGUCGCGAAACCUUAGCAAUAUUUAAUUGUGAUUAUUUACGGAAUAGAACCCCUAGAUCUAAGAGCCACAUAAAUGUAUUUUGUAUAUCCAACGGAGUGGAGUGUGGAAUGUGGAAUGUGGAACGUGCGGAAUGGAAUCUUUCGAUGUAUUGUAUUUUUUUUUUUAUGAAUUAAUAUUAAUAUUAUUAUUAUUAUUGUAUUGUAUAAUCCAGCAUUUGUUGUAGCUCUGUCUCUGUGUAUAUAUUUAAUAUAUUUAAUUUUAAAGAUGAUUUCAAGAUGCCACCACAAAGAUUUGUAUCUGUAUCUGUAUCUGUAUCUUCUUGCUAGCAUUUAAGCGUACUAUUUAUGCUAUACCCACACACACACACACACCACACACACACACACCACACACACACACACACACACUCGUAUUGUAAACCAAACAAAAAGCUAAACUAAAAUCGAAACUAAAUGUAAAUGUAAAUGUAAAUGUAGUGCAUGUAUAUAGGAAAUAGAGAUCUGCGUUCGUUUCGAUCCUCUUGCCCCACAGGAUACAGUUCCUGUAUCCGAGUAUCCGAGUAUCUGUGCAUCUGUAUCUGUAUCUGUAUCUGUACGGCCACGCAACGAAAGUGUGAAACGAAACGAAAGAUGCUUCUUUUUUUUGUCAAUUGAAAUUCUACCAACAACCAAAGUUCUGAAGAAAAACAAAUACGAUAAAUGCAAAAA